Molecule: messenger RNA, 6252 nt
Organism: Gracilinanus agilis (Agile Gracile Mouse Opossum)
Lineage: Eukaryota; Metazoa; Chordata; Mammalia; Didelphimorphia; Didelphidae
Gene: TDRD15
Product: tudor domain containing 15
Exons: 1
Coding region: 1-6252 (2083 amino acids)
Source: RefSeq, a predicted model, not a curated record
AUGUUGGCCCAGAGGGCUGAGGAGUCGCGUGGGGUGCCGUUGCGGCACUUUAUGAGGCUCCGUGUUGGCUCGGGCGGGCGCUGCAGCGGGGGUCGGCUCACUCCUCUUCCCUUCUUGUUCGCAGACGGCGGCCCCCGAGACAUGGAGCUGAAGAUCUCUCACAUCGAGUGUCUGCCCAAGGAGAUCCUGGUGAAGUUUCAGGGCAGGUACGACAUCGAGUGCGAGUUCGACUACCACAUCCUGCAGAGCGAGAUCCAGCACAUCGCCAAGACGCCCGGCGGCGUGGGGGUGGGCGACUUCUGCCUGGUGGAGGAGCGAGACUCGGGGGAAUGGCACCGCGGCCGCGUCGUGGAGACCAAGAACGAGCUCUACCGCGUGUUCCUUGUCGACUGCGGGAAGGAGCUGCGCGUCGGUGCCGCGCGGGUCGCCUCGGCCCGCCAGAACCUGUUUGAGCUCCCGCCAAAGGUCGUGGUCGGGGUCUUCGCCAACAUCCUCCCCCUCGGGGAGAAGUGGUCCCCCAAGGCCCUGAACUACUUCACGUCGCUGGUGGGGCGCCAGGUGAAGGGCUACGUGCAGGCCGUGCUGCCGCACCAGGCGGUCCUCCUCGAGGCCCCCCGCAUCAUCGCCGAGGUCCUGGAGCUGCAGCUGGCCCGGCUCGUCGACGGCGACUCCUUCCAGCUGCUCCUGGAGAUGCUGAGGGACGCGGCGCCCGACCUGCUGGAGCGGCACCAGCAGCACCAGAGGCCCAGAUCGCUGGGCUGCGGCGCCGACGUCUCGCCUCGCUUCCAGCACAUCCUCGACAACCUGCGGCCGUCGCUGCCCGUCAACUGCAUGGAGAGCGUGAAGAUCGCGUCGGCGCUCAGCCCGAGCUGCUUCUACUGCCACCUGGCCAAGUGGCUGCCCGAGCUGGACAGCCUGACGGCCGCCAUGUCAGCGCACUACGAGAGCGUGAGCCGGGAGCGCAACCCCCCGAGCGACAACUUCGGGCUGCUGUGCGUGGCCAAGCGCAGGAACGGCCAGUGGUACCGCGGCGUGCUGCAGCAGCUGCUGCCGCUGGACCAGGUGAAGAUCUGGUUCAUGGACCUGGGCAACAGCGAGGCGGUGCCGUCCAACUACGUGAAGAAGCUGAAGCAGGAGUUCAGCGCGCUGCCGCUCUUCUCGUUCCCCUGCGCGCUGUCCCUGGCGGGCAGCCCCAGCAGGGAGGCGCGCGGCCUGCAGCUCAAGCUCUUCAAGCAGGCGCUGCUGGGCCACGUGCUCUUCGCCCACAUCGACCGCUUCAGCACCGACGAGGGCCUCUACUACGUCACCUUCCACAGCCACGAGGCCGUCCUCGGCUCCCGGAACCUGCUGCCGGCGAGCAAGGGCGGCCCCGUGCCCGGCCCGGCCUCACGGGGCGCUCCGGGGGAUGGCGCCGACCCGGACAAGGACCUGCUGUGCAAGGUGGCCGUGUCCUGGAAGACCGUGGACAUGCGGGUCGGCUCGGCGUACGUGGCCUUCGUGGAGUACGUCUUGAACCCGUCCAACUUCUGGGUGCGCACCAACGAGCACCAGAGCCAGUUCGAGGAGCUGACCAGGAAGAUCGGGGAGACGUACGACGCGUGCGAGAAGGACGAGAUGCUCCUCAAGAAGCCCGAGCCCGGCACCUUCUGCUGCGCGCGCUACUUCCGGGACGCGCACUUCUACCGCGCCGUCAUCACCGAGGUCAGCGGCUACAAGAUCAACGUCUACUUCCUGGACUUCGGGAACACCGAAUCCGUCCCGUUCUAUGACGUCAAAGUUCUGCUGCGGGAAUUCUGCGAGCUGCCAGCCCUGGCCAUGUGCUGCUCGCUGGCACACGCGUGUCCCACGGAAGACAUCUGGGUCAAGAAAGCCACGGACUUCUUCAAAGAGGCCGUCUUCGACAAGGCGCUGCUGCUGACCGUCGUGGCCAGGAAGAAGGACAAGUACAUCGUGAACGUGCACAGCGUCGAGACGGCUGGAAAAACGAGCGUCGUUGGGCUCAUGGUGCAGGCGGGUUACGCAGAGUACUGGGAGGUCAAGCCGGACUGCCCUCCCCACCUCGGGACGGAGUUUGUGGUGGCCGGCGGCCAGCCCGGGCCCCCGGGGGCCAUCACGCCGGCCAAGAAGGCUCCCUUCGCCGCGGCUGGCCGCAGCGCUUCGAGCAAGGCGGACUUGCCCGCCGCUGCUUUGGCGGGCCCAGAAAACCCCUUUCCCAGAAACGUUGGGCCGGCGCCCGGGACCAGCGAGUGCCUCCACCCGUACAAGGAGUACGUGUUCAAGCCCGGCACCAUCAUCGACGUCAAGUGCUCGUACUUCGCGUGCCCCGGCGACUUCUCCUGCCAGCUGCAGAGUAAGCUGCCGGCUCUGAUGCUGCUCAUGGAGCAGAUGCAGGACUACUACGGCAGCCACCGAGACCCGUACCAGGUGGGGCAGGUGGCCUGCGUGGCCAGGUACGCCAAGGACGGCACGUGGUACCGGGCGGCUGUGCUGACGCAGGCGUCCCCCCGAGAGGUGGACGUCAUCUUCGUGGACUACGGCAAUCAGGAGAGGGUCCUCCUCCGCGACCUCUGUGCCAUCCACCCCGACUUCCUGCUCCUGGAGGGCCAGGCGUUCCGCUGUAGCCUCAACAACCUCAUCGAGCCUGUGAAUUCCGAGUCCCUCAGUUGGACCACCAAGUCCUGCCUGGAGUUUGGCAACUUUAUUUCUUCCUACGAUGGACUGCUGACGUGUAUCAUCUACGCUUUGGUUCUGAUCCACCCGCAUUGCCUGUGCAACGUCGUCGAUCUGAGGACACCGUUCAUCAGUGCGCGGCAGUUUCUGGUCAAUUGUGGCUGUGCGCGGCACAGCGUCUUCUCGGAGUCUUUGCCGGCGACCGUGAGCCUGUACAGCUUCUGCUAUUCCUCUUUUAACUUAAAAAUAGGAAGCGAAGAAGAAGUCUGCAUAUCCCACAUCCACAGCCCCAAAAAGUUUUUUUGUCAAUUGAGGAGAAACAGCCGAAGUCUGGAGAUCAUAACAGCAAAAAUUGCAGAGAUUAGUAGCCUCUCAAGUUAUCCGAGAUUUGAGGGCAAAACGAGAUUAUGCCUGUCGAAGUACUUUGGAGAUGGUUUCUUUUACAGAGCCAUAGCCUCUCCCGUGGAUUUAUCGUCCUAUUUACUGAUCUAUUUUGUGGACUUCGGAAACAAACAGAUCGUGGCGGGAAAUGAACUGCUGCCUAUUUUAGAUCAGUCUCCAGAGUUACUCUUUACCCCUAUGCAGGCCAUCAAAUGCUACCUCUCAGACCUGAAGGACGUGGACAUCCCAGCAGAAAUCAACGUCUGGUUCGAAGAAAACUUUUUGGGAAAGUCACUGAAGGCGGUCGUGGUGUCGAGGGAUUCAGACGCCCAGCUCGGUCUAGAACUCUACGAUGGAAAUCAGCAGAUAAAUCAGAAGAUCAAAACUCUGCUUCAAGUUUACGGGAAAAAAUAUGACUCGGGAAGAGGUGCGGAGAAGUUUCAUAAAAAAUGUGAAAGUAGAACGUCAAGUCGGGUAUUAUCGAAAGACAAAGUCAACCACUACCCGUUUGCUGUCAGUAAAGCAAGUUAUCCUAAGUAUCUUGAAAACAGAGCUGAUCCGGCGGUGACUUCCAAAGAUGUACAUGCCAGACUCUUAAAGCCCACAGCCUCUCUGAAGAUGGAGCUGGCUUUAAAAAGCAAGGCGAGCCAGCCUUCCAAAGGAGGCCUGAGAGCUACGAAUGGAGGAACCAGCCCGGAAUCUGCCAGCCAGACGGGUGAAGGAAAGCCUUCUGCAGCAGAGACUUUUCUAGCCAAGCGGCUCCCGGCUCUGUCCAGAGCCGAGGGGACAACGAGGCCCCAGAUCUCCGACCUCCCGCCGCCUGCUCUGCACCCAAACGUCAGAGUGAAGGGCUACGUGUCGAAUAUAUGGAGUCCAGCCAGUUUCCACAUUCAGCUUGCUGAGAACGAAGACUUGAUCUUUCAACUUGCCAAAGAGCUCAAUGAGAGGGCGGCCGCUCGAGGCCGAGAUGUUGAAUUGGCGGCGCUUUCGGUGGGAGACCUUGUGGUUGCCGAGUAUGCUGCUGACAGUGCCUUAUACAGAGCGGUGAUUAAGAACAUCUUAUCCAGGAAUUCUUUCGAAGUGGAAUUUAUCGACUAUGGUAACACAGAAGUUGUCCAUUUGUCCCAACUCCAUGAACUUGAUAGGAAAUUUCUGACUAUUCCUCAGCUCGGCCUUCAUUCUUUUCUUAGUGGAGUGCGCUACAAUGAGCCUGAUGAAUUAUGGGACAGCAAAACAGUCGCUUACUUUGCUGAAAAAGUAAAUAACAAAUUAAUUUCUUGUGAGUUUUUGAAGAAGCAUGAGCAAAAGUGGGAAGUCAAUAUUAUGUGUGAUGAGAAGUGUGUUGUGAAUGAAAUGAUGAAGUGGAUAGCGUGUUCAAAGAAGCAGGAGAAAGUAUCCAAACCUUCAGAAAUACUCUCUAAAAAAGCGAUUCUGGGUAUUGAUAAUAAAGAAAAGAAAAGGUCUGUGGAGGGAAGUAAAUGCCCGAGAGCAGCCUUCCACCAGCUGGCUAAAAUCCCGAGUCCUGAGUUAAAGCCUGGCCAGCUGGAGAAGGCAGAGAUACUUCAUGUUUCAAAAUGUGGAAACUUCUUUGUGAAACUAAAGAAAAACGUGCAUGCGUGCUCCAGCUUGCUUUCCUUGAUCGUUAAAGAAGCCAAGGAGAACCCUUUCCUCCCUGUGGAAAACAUAGAAGAAGGCUUGGAGUGCUUGACAAAAUCGAGAGUCACGGCGGCGUGGUGCCGUGCCAGGGUGGAGAAGAAGCGAAUGGGAGAUGAGAAGAUGCUGGUGUACUUGCUGGACCACGGCCGCUACGAGGUAGUGCCCCUGCUGGGGACGAAGGAGCUUGGCCAUGAGAGCAGGACCAUUCCUCCGCAGGCUGUGCCUUGCAAGUGGAUCUGGAUCGAGAAUGCCAGAAAGAUGUCGUUUGAGUCCACGGUGCACUUGUUCGCUCACCUGGAAACGAAAAUUCUGUUCCUCCGCCAUCUCGACACUGUCUGGGAGGUUGAGAUCCUGGUCGAUGGCCUGUUGCUGUUGGAGUACCUACACGUCCGAGCUGACCAGAGAGAGGGAAACCCCGGGACUCCUUGCGAGCUCCUUCUCAGGGGGGAGUCCAGGCCCCCCGCAAUGUCCUUCCGAGUGAACUCCGUGACAUGGGCUCUCCUUCAGAGCGGCAGGCGCUAUGGUGGCUUUGCCACGGCGGUGUCGGACCCCUCGGACUUCUGCGUGCAGCUUGAGGACUUCUUCGACACCAUGACGGCCCUGUGCCGGUUGCUCCUGGCCCUGCCUGACCACCUGCCCGUCUUGCCCCCACAGCUCGUCGUGCCGGGCUCCAGCUGCUUGUUCAAGUACGGCCGUGAUGAGCAGUGGAACCGAGUGGAGAUUGCCGAGGUGUCCGCUCAGUCCGUGCUGCUCCUGUUCAUGGACUACGGCUUCUCGGUGUACCUUCCCCGGUCCGAGUGUGCCAACCUCAAAGUGAUUCCCGAGGAGCUCCUGGGCUUGCCCCGGCUCACGUACCGCUGUGCCCUGUACGGGGUCCUGCCCGCCAACGGUGAGCGCUGGGACGAGGCCGCCAAGACUUUGCUCCAAGACUUCCUGAGCAAGCUGGGCCUCUUCUUCCUGCUCCGCGAGUACAGCCCCGGGAUGAAGCUGGAAGUGGACGUCCUCCACGGGAAGAACAGCCUGGCUGACCUGCUCGUGGUGGCCGGCUACGCCGUCUUCUCCAGAGACGAGUCGCACUUUGUGGCCGUCAACAGCAUCCAGGCUACCCAGAUCGAGUACAAAGUGCAAGGGCGGCACGUCUACCCCGUGGUGGAGAAGAAGGUCUUCCCGGGUGAGAACGUCUUCGUGACGUGCACAGGAAAGGAAGGGCCGCCGCAGCAGUGGAAGUUCAUUCCCUGGAAAGACGUCUACAAAAACAUUUUUGGGAAGAUCCUCCCAAGUACUUGUUUGCAUUCCAGAAACUUAACCCUGAAGAAGAAAGUGGGUAAUGGAAAGCAUAAAUCCAGAAGCACCAUCAAGGUUGAGACGUGCGAAAGAAAUACGUUCUGGGAACGGCACGGUACCUCGAAGAGUGACCCUUCAGAGGGGAACCCUGAGAGUGUACCCCCGGGAGAAGUCUGGAAGACCUAUAACCUGUGUACACGGAUCAAAGCCCUGAACAUCAGCGAAGAGAUGGUGUUAGAAGAGCGCUCCAAGAGUGAGUAA